AUGCCCGGAUCAUCGCUGUGGUUCCAGCGCAGCAGCCAUCCUGCGGCGACACAACGGCCUAUCAAGUACAACGAUCAAGGCAUAGUCGACAGCCUUACCGAAAAUAAUCUGACAAGUAUGUGGGCUAGCAGAAGGAUAGGGGAGGACGGCCAAUUGUAUGGAGUCCAUGUUCAGGGCACUGCUGGCAUCGGUCUCCCAACUACGGUGCUUGUCAAGAAGUUCCAGAACCUGAACCCAGCACUACUGGUGGAUGACAAUGUCAGGAACCGCUGCAAGUCGGAGAUGGUCCUAUUAGCCAGCAUCUGUCAUGACAACGUCAUCAAUGUCAUACACUUCAUCCAAAGGGAGGAAUCCAUCAUGCUCGUCUACGAGUACCCGGUGAACGGCAACGUUGACUAUUGGCUACACCGGCGGGAGGGGGGCGAGCAGCCGCUGAGUUGGCCACAAAGGAUGGGCAUUGCCAUUGGUGUGGCCCAAGGGCUCUGCCACUUGCACCACAAAUGCAACAGACCGACUGUCCACCACAACAUCAACUCUAACAAUAUCUUGCUUGAUCAGAAUUUCAAGGCCGUGAUAGCCAGCUUUGGCGCUGCGCAGAUGAACAUCGCCGGGCUUAACCAAACAUUGCCGAUCACGGAGAUUCCUGUUGGUAACUUUGGGUAUGUAGCUCCAGAGUAUGGUGUCGCAGCAAGCCAGCUGACAGAGAAGGCAGACAUUUACAGCUUCGGCGUGGUGCUGCUAGAGCUAGUCACAGGGAAGUUGGCAAAUGGAGCAGAUGGUCUAUUGGCGAUUUGGGCUCGGGACAACUGCAAUGAAUUGAUGGCAAACCAUCUGAAAAUGUUCAAGAUUGUCGUGGACAAGAGCAUCCCUGAUCAAGCACGGUACAUGGAAGAGAUGGCGACGGUGUUCAGGCUAGGUGUGGAUUGUACCGUUGGGGAUCCGAAGCAAAGGCCGUUCAUGCAGAUGGCUCUCAAACGACUCCGUCGCAGCCGUGGGCGUGGUCCAUUCCUUGGCCUCCUCAACCUAUACAUGGAUGUAGUCCAAGUGAAGGACAAAGUGGCAUGUGAGAUCAGCUCAGCGGAUGAACUGGCAUUGACAGAGCUUAUGUUCAGUGAUACUUUGAAGGAUGCUAUAGUAGAAAAAGAUGGUGGCUCUGCUUUCUUGCUUUUUUUGGCAACAAAAGCUUCAGGGUGCCCCAAAACCGUGGGGGCUAGAAAUAUUUUGUGGCUCGAGGAAGUAAAGGUGAUAGUAUCUUUGUGUUGGAAUGAGUUCAGUACCUGGGGAUACCAGGUGUCAGGUGAUAGUAUCUUAUUAUUUGUGUGGAAUGAGUUCCAGGUUAAUCUUGUAGUGCUACCUGGGGACAUCACAAGAGGCUCCAUGUAG
This is a messenger RNA of Triticum turgidum subsp. durum (durum wheat), 1383 nucleotides long. The record is from the annotation of a GenBank genome assembly. Lineage: Eukaryota; Viridiplantae; Streptophyta; Magnoliopsida; Poales; Poaceae.